UUCGAUGGAUCGGACUUGGCGGAAGUGAAGUGAAAGAGUGAAGCGGGCCCAUUCAGACCGAUGCGAUACGAUCCGGACUCGAUUCGAUUCGAUCUUAACCGUUUUGGAGAACCGGCAGUGGCGGAGAACGACGCAGGCGCAGGCGCAGAAGCGAACGCUGCGAAAUUGUUACCGCUGCGCAUGCGCAGACAGGCCGUACUUGUUGUUGCGCUAUCGCGGCUUAAUUACCAACGCCCCCCGCGGAAAAGCCCCGGAAAAGCCACCGACCCGAGUUGUUUGUCUGCAUUUUUCAACGGUGGUGUGUGCCAGUGUGAGUGCUAGAGGCCAUCUCUCUGGGAAAACAUUCUUCCCGAGCGGAGCUUUCUUUUUGUGUAUAACAAAAGAGAACUAGGCGCAAACAGAAAUCCGAAAAAAACAAACGUAAACAUCGCGAACUUGUGCAAUCCGGCCACAAAAACAAAAGACCCGCGAAGCAGUGGUUCCCAGGCAUCAGCAUAAAGUGCAAUUUACCAGCAGCGCCCGAAAAUCGAGAUGGAAGCGUGGAAGCAGCUGCCAAACGGAGGGCGUUUUCUGCUCGUACUCCUGGUCUGCAUCGCCCACUUAGGGCAGCAAAUCUCCGCCUGGCGCCCCUGUCCGGAGCUCAGUCCCGCCCUGCGUCUGCCAUGCAGGUGCAAUGUGGUUCCGUUUGCGGCGACUGGUCAGCUGGGAGCCGUGGCCAUGGACUGCGAUCGCGUUGUCUUCCACGGCGAUGCCCCGCAACUGCCUUAUGGAGCGCCCAUCGUGGCGUAUACGCAACGUCACAGCGGCCAACAGGUGCUGCCCGCCCAGACUUUCGGCCAGCUGAAGCUGACCAUUGAGGAGCUGGAUCUGUCCUACAAUCUCAUCCGCAGGAUUCCGGAGAAAGCCUUCGAUGGUCUCAAGGAAUCGCUGAACGAAUUGCGGCUGGCCAAUAAUCUAUUGGGCGACAAUCUGAAUCCCAUCUUUUCCACCGCCGAACUGCAUGUGCUGAAGAACCUGAGGAUCUUGGAUCUGUCCGGAAACAAGAUCAAGCUCAUCGAGGAGGGUCUUCUCAAGGGCUGUGUGGACCUGAAGGAGUUCUACAUAGAUCGCAACGGCUUGACGGCAGUGCCCACCAACUCUCUCAAUGGACCGAGUGCCCUGAGACACCUUUCGCUGCGCCAGAACCAGAUUGGAACCAUUCUUCCAGACUCUUUCAAUGCCCAGCGCCAGUUGGAGAUCAUAGAUCUGCGGCACAAUGUCAUCCGCAGCAUCGACAGCCAGGCCUUUAGGGGUCUGCAGAAGAUCCGGGAAAUCAAGCUGGCCGGAAACCGUAUCGGUAACCUCAACAGUGAUGUCUUCGAGAAACUGCCGUCGCUGCAGAAGCUAGAUCUGUCCGAGAACUUCUUCAGUCAGUUCCCCACAGUGGCUCUGGCUGCAGUUCCCGGAGUAAAGCACCUAAAUCUGUCCUCAAACAUGUUGCAGCAAUUGGACUACACCAACAUGCAGGUGGUAAGGUCUUUGGAAAGCCUGGAUAUCAGUCGCAACACCAUCACCAGCAUAACACCAGGAACUUUCCGGGAGAUGGGUGCUCUCAAGUAUCUGGACCUUAGCUUGAACUCUCUGAGAACGAUUGAAGACGAUGCCUUGGAGGGCUUGGACAGCCUGCAGACGCUCAUCAUCAAGGACAACAACAUCCUCUUGGUGCCAGGCACUGCCCUGGGUCGCCUGCCGCAGUUGACAUCCCUGCAAUUGGACUACAAUCGAGUGGCUGCGCUCUCCUCCGAGAUCCUGGGUUCCCUUCAGGCGGGAGAUAUAACCACCCUUACUUUGUCGAGGAAUGUCAUCCGGGAACUACCCCCGGGAAGCUUCCAGAUGUUCAGCAGCCUGCACACCUUGGAUCUGUCCGGAAAUUCCCUGGCCUUGAUCAAUGCAGAUACCUUUGCGGGAUUGGAGAGCACUUUGAUGGCCCUGAAGCUAUCGCAGAACAGGUUAACUGGUCUUGGAGGAGCUCCUUGGGUUUUGCCCGAGCUGAGAGCACUGGAUCUGAGUGGCAAUAGCCUUACCGAGCUGCCCAGCAACAUUUUCGAGGAACUGGAGAAUCUGCAAUCUCUCAACCUGAGUGGCAAUCACCUGACCCCACUUACUGGAGCUCUCUUCAAGCCCCUGGAUCGCCUGCAGGUCAUUGAUCUAAGUCGCUGUAACAUACGCCAGAUAAGCGGUGACCUUCUGGCAGGAUUGCAGGAUCUGAAGCACAUUUACCUCAACGAUAACCAGCUGCAGGAGCUCCAGGAUGGCAGCUUCGUCAACCUGUGGAACAUCAGCUCCAUUGACCUGUCCAACAACCGCAUUGGAUCCAUUCGCUCCGGAGCCUUUGUGAAUGUGAUGAAGUUGCAGAAACUGAAUCUUCAUGGCAACCAGUUGUCCGCUUUCAAGGGAGAGUAUUUCAAUACGGGAACGGGAAUAGAGGAGUUGGACAUUUCGGACAACCAGCUGAGCUACCUGUUUCCCUCCUCCUUCAGAAUUCAUCCGAGAUUGAGGGAAAUCCGAGCGGCUAAUAAUAAGUUCUCCUUCUUCCCGGCGGAACUUAUUUCCUCCCUGCAGUACCUGGAGCACAUUGAUCUGUCCUUUAACCAACUGAAAACCAUUGAGGAACUAGACUUUGCUAGACUGCCCCGCCUUAGGGUGCUUCUGGUGGCCAACAACCAGCUGGACAUGGUCAGCGAGAUGGCCUUCCACAACUCCACCCAACUGCAGAUCUUGGACCUGGCCCACAAUAACCUGGAUCGCAUUGGAGAGAGGACUUUUGAGGGCUUGGUGCGAUUGGAGCAGCUCAACCUGGAGGGCAACCGGCUGUCGGAGCUUUCGGAUGGGGUCUUCGAGCGCUCCAAGCUCCAGAUGCUGGAGAAUAUAAACCUUGCAAGGAAUCGCUUUGAAUAUGCUCCUCUGAAUGCCCUGCAAAGGCAAUUCUUCUUUGUGUCCUCCGUGGAUUUGAGUUACAACAAGAUCAAGGAGCUGCCCGGAGAUGAUAGCAUCAUGGUGAACAUCAAGAGGAUCGACCUUUCCUUCAAUCCCCUGAGUCCCAAGGCAGUGCACAAUGUUCUUAAUGAACCCAAGACCGUGAGGGAACUCAGUUUGGCCGGAACGGGUAUUGAGAACUUGGAGCUUCUGGAGACACCCUUCCUCCAGUUCCUGAAUCUUUCCCACAAUAAGCUGAGAAAUGUAAAGCCAGAGGUCUUCCAAAGAGUGACUCUCUUGGAGACCUUGGACCUCUCCAGCAAUGAGUUGGAGUCCCUGGACGAUCUCUCCAUGGCUUGGCCUCAACUGCAGGUUCUCCAGACCCUGGAUGUGUCCAACAACAGCUUUGAGAUCGUCUCCCAGUCGAACUUUGGUAAACUGGAGAUGCUGCGUUCGCUGCGCUUGAGCCACCUGCCCCAGUGCACCAGGAUCGAGAAGAAUGCUUUUAAACAGCUGCCCAAUCUGGUCAACUUGGAGGCCUAUGACCUUCCCCUGCUUGGCUACCUGGAUCUGCAAGGCAUCCUGGAACUACUUCCCGGUCUGGAAGUCCUGGAUAUUGAAGUUAAGGACUCCAGCAUAGGCAGCGAGCAGAUCCAGCCACUGAAGCAUCCGCGUCUCAGAAGCCUGGGCAUUAGAGGAGAACGAUUAAAGUCCAUUUCCUCUGGCACGUUGGCGGGUCUGAAGAGCAGUGACCUGAGUGUCCAGCUAAGAAAUACUUCUCUGAGUGCCCUGCCACCAGCUCUGCUGUUCCCGGUGCCCAGAUCCUCCCACCUCAACCUAGAUGUCGAGGGAUCCAAGAUCUCAGUGCUAGUGCCCCAGUUUCUGAACGCUCUUGAGGAUCGCCGUGCUAGUCUGCAGCUGCAGGGCUUGGCCAGCAACCCCAUAAACUGCGAUUGCAAUGCUAGAGCUCUCCGGAGGUGGCUUCCCAGCUCUGGAAUGCCGGAUGUCACCUGUGCCGCGCCUGCCUACCUGGUCAACCGGAAGCUCAUCGAAGUGGGCGACGAUGAACUCACCUGUGAUGCCCGCAGGAUGACUUCCUCCACCUCCAGACCCACUGCCCCAGUGCCCCAUCUCUUGAAGACCUCCAGCCAGCUGGUCACAAGAAGCAGCUCCACCACCGAGGAACCCUUGAUCAUCUGGAGCCUGGAGCCCACACAGCCUCCAAGCCUGAAGAAGAUCAAGACCAAGGCUCCGCUGAUGAAGGCCCAAUCCCCGAUCAUAAGCAAUGAUGACACUCUGAUCAUAGGCAUCGUGGGGGGCGUGGUAGCCUUCAUAGCCAUCCUCAUCAUCAUCAUCUGCAUCAUAAGGCUGCGCAUGAGCAAUGCGGAGUACCAGCAGAAUGCAGCCAUGAUAGGCAUCCCGGCGGGCAUGCAAAUGGGAGCCCACAAUGCGGCCUACAACUACAAGAACGGAGCGGGAGCCGCCCUCUAUGCGGUGCCUCCUUACCAAGCCAGCUAUGCCACGCUGCCGCACAAGGCCGCCUCCAUCCACCAGUCCAGCCAGAAUCUCUCCCAGCGCCAGCAGCGGGAGCAGCAGCAGCAGCAGGCGGCAGCGGCGGCGGCGGCCUACUCGACCAUGUCCCGCAUGUCGUACUUCAGCGGAGCGGGCGGAGGAGGAGCAGGCGGAAAUGGCAAUGGCGAUGGGGCCGAGAGCCUCACGCAUCAGCAUCCGCACCAGCACCAGCCCUACAUCAUAUACUCGGAUGACAAGGCCUACAGAUAAGCCGACAUCGAGGGCGUCUUCAUCUUUCCCACUCCUCCUCAACCGCCUCCUCCAUUCUGUCCAUUUCAAUAUCAGUCAGUCAGUCAGGCGCAUCGCCGCAAACAGGUUCUACAUUAUAUCGCCGCUCUCAGCCAACGUUGUAUAUAGACUUAAACAAAAACACUCUAACUGUAACCCUAACUAUAUCUAUGUCUAACCAUAGUUAAGUGCAAGCAAAUCGCUUACGCGGAAUAAACAAAUUUAGUAUAA
Drosophila biarmipes is the source of this 4986-nucleotide messenger RNA. RefSeq names its product protein artichoke. The transcript has 7 exons. The record is from RefSeq and is a predicted model, not a curated record. Bases 532 to 4737 code for a protein of 1401 amino acids. Gene Ontology annotation, molecular function: protein binding. NCBI's taxonomy places the organism in Eukaryota, Metazoa, Arthropoda, Insecta, Diptera, Drosophilidae. Gene Ontology annotation, cellular component: extracellular matrix.